AUGAGGUGGGACCAGGCGGAGGGGGCUCUGGCACAGAAGCGCGUGGCGGCAGGCUUGGCAGAGGGCCCGCAGAAGCGGAGGGGUGGCUCUGCGCUCGUCUUGAUGGAAGCCCACGUGUCGCCAUUCUUGUCUCUGCCCAAGUGUGAGGAAUUACAGCAGAGUCUGACCAGCCUCCAAAUUCAGAUGCAGCACUUGGACGACUUAGAGAUCUGGAAGGUUCCGCAGGAGCCCCCGUCAGAGGAGCCUACUGGAGAGGUGGAUGAGGAGAAUCAGUCCCCGGAUGGCCCAGAGACGGAUGACGGGCCUGCUUUGCUCUCUUCAGAGGGCAGAAGCGGGGCCAAAUCCGCCCUUGAAUCGGCUCCAGCAGCCCGGCCCCAUGGGCCCAGGAGCACCGAGGCAGAAGAUAAUCUGCCAAAUGGGGAGCUGCAGGACGGAGAUCUGUUUGGCAACGAAUGCAGCCCCGAGGAGGCCAAAGUCGAGGCAAUCCCCAAGGCUGUGGAAAAGGGGGGCCCUCCGCCGCACCAGGGGAGUUCGGAGGCUGCUUCUGCCGCCAACCCAGCCGGGCAGAGCCUGCAUCCUGGCAAAGCCCCUGCUGCCCGCCAGAGGAAGCUGGCCAUGGAGGAGAUUGUCAUCCGAGACCACCUAGGCCAAGAGGUGGGCUGCAUGGAUGCCGUGGGGCAGGACCAGAACUCCCUCGAGAAGGAAGAGGAGCUGGAGGGUCACACUGACUCUGGGGACAGGCGUGACAGCUGCGGCCAGUCGGGGCCUGUCGACGGUGUCCCAGAUCGAAAGGAAGCCCCUGGAGAAGGCCCGCCGGUCCAUGAGCUUGGCAGCCGCGAGGGCCCAGAGGGAGAGUCUUCCACUUCUGAGGAUCACCAGGAUCCCUCCAGGCUCCUACAGAACGAGAACAGCGAUCCCGAGGGGCAAGGAAAUGGACCGCUGGAGAUGGGCUCUCUGGCUGAGGAAGCUGGUGGGGAGGGAGUGGGGCAGAAGGAAGUGCCAGGACAGGGUGCCCAGGAGACAGAGCCCGCCCUAGCCCUGGCCACUGCCAAUGCGCCUACAACAGAAACAGAGAUGCCGGAGCAGCAAGAGUCGGGGGCAAGAGAGGAAGGACGAGGACCCCGGAGACCAGGAUCUCAGCUGGACCAAACGCGCCCUGGAGCACAAACCACGUCUCUGCUAGACCAGCCCGUUUCACCUCUGCCAGAAGAUGAACCAUUAGCUCUAGAAGAUAUUCCUUCCUCUUGGCACGAAAUGGGGAAAGCAAUACCUCAACAGGAACAAGAACUGCUCGGGCAUGAAGAGAAAGGAUCCCUCCCAGACUCAAUCCCUUCUUUAACCGAUCAGCUGACUUCUUUGCCUGAUCAAAUUGUUUCCCUUCAGGAGGCUGAAGAGACCCCAGUACCCCUGCGGGACCAAACGCCAGUGCCUCCAGAGGCCCAGGUCUCUCCUUUGCCAGGGGCUGACGUCUUUCUUCCAAGCCAGGACCCACCCUCUGCGGAUGACCCAUGCGAGAGUCCCGUCGUUCUCCUAGACCAGAUCCCACCAGCUCUCCAGGACACGGAGUCAUCAUCUCCAGUUGGCAGGACCCCCGCUUCUUCCCUGCAAGAGGCCUCCGGAGUUCUUCCAGAUGAGAUUCAGACACCCCUGCCGAUCCACACCUCGCCUGACCUCCCUGAAGACGAAGGAACCGCUCAGGCUCCACCAACGUUGGAAGACCAAUCGACCGCCUCUCAGCUGGGACAGGCUCCGUCUCCUCAGGACCCUGCAAAGGCUCCUCCAGAAGGACAGAACUCCUCAGAUGAUCCUCCCGAAGAAAAGUCUACUUUGGCAGAACGAACCCCGUCCCCCAACAAAGCCCAAAGAAGUCCCGGGUUACAGGAUGCGUCCGUCUGCCCCAAUGCUCUGCCCUCGUCCACCCAAGAGACCCUCCAGCCACUCCUGGACAAGGCUGAAGCGCUGGAAACACCGGAUGCAAAAGAAGGCGGCAAAGCCAGGGCAGCCUCAGAUGGAGCAGGAGAGAUCACGGAAGUCCUGGGAAAUCUCCACGCUGAGCAGCAACCUCUGCUGAAGGAAGCCAAGGCGGCAGGAGCCCCUCCGGACAUUUCCGUUGGAGAUCCGCAACCCAAGGCUGGAGUUUUAAAGUCCCCGGGGGCCACGAGCCGGCAAGCCCCGAACAACAGCCCCCGAACCUCUGCCAACACUGCCUACUCCCGUCAGCUCCAGACCUCUCUGCCCCGCCAAGGGCAAGACCAAGAGCCGUCGAAGGGCAAACGCCAAUCCUGCCAGUGCUGCGUACUCAUGUGA
This is a messenger RNA of Euleptes europaea (tarantolino), 2307 nucleotides long. RefSeq names its product retinitis pigmentosa 1-like 1 protein. Lineage: Eukaryota; Metazoa; Chordata; Lepidosauria; Squamata; Sphaerodactylidae. The transcript is spliced from 7 exons. The record is from RefSeq and is a predicted model, not a curated record. Bases 1 to 2307 code for a protein of 768 amino acids.